AUGAGUCUCUUGUUCUACUGGACUGGUAUCGUCGCCUUGAUCUUCCAAGCGUGGCUCACCUUUGCGUCACACAGUGCCAUUCGUAAGCUAUUGGGAUAUGAGUUCUUCAAGGCAACGCACUUCUUUGCUGUUGUCAUAUUCAUGCUUACUUUCUUUUGGCACUGCGACUACACCCUAACAUCCUGGCACUAUUUCAUAGGCACAGCUGCUGUAUAUGUUCCGUGCUACGUCUACCCAUGGCUAAGAACCCUCUUCGAGUAUGGAGUUCGAACAAAAGCUCAUGUCAAAGUGGAGGACAACGGUUUCGUCCGUGUCACCAUCCCCGCCAACUUCACAUGGGAGAUAGGACAGCACUGCUUCUUACGUUUCACUGGAUUUGGACUUGCACAAGCCUUGUCAGCUCACCCGUUCACUAUUUGCUCCCUGCCAGCACCAUCCCCAGAUGACCAGUCAUUCCUUGUCUUUUAUCUCAAGAAACACCAAGGCUUUACUUCAAAGCUCUAUGAAUACGCCUUGCAAAACCCGGGAGCUCAGGUCUCGGUGCUAGUCGAUGGACCAUACGGAGGCAUCAAUACACAGCGUUUCGUGAAUAACAACCAACUCGUUGUCAUCGCGGGAGGGUCAGGAGCUGGCUGGACGUUGCCAUUCAUCGAGCAGUAUAUUGCGACCCAGACAGGUCAGGACGAUAAAGACUGCAAAGAAGGCCAAAGAGAGGGAUCUCCGUUUUCAUCACUUCGUGUGAUACUAGCAAGUCGAGAUGCCGAGAGCUGCAGCUGGUAUCGACAAGUUGUGAGCGAGACGUUGCUCAAGUACUCAGACAAAAUGAUAUCGGGGUUGCAAGUGCAGAUCCAUCGCACCAGCGGAGGCAUAGCAGAAUCAAGCCUCCCAUCGAACAGUAGCUUCGUGCCUGGCAACAAAGAGUCGGGAAGUGAAAGAGCAACAGAAGGUCUGAUAUCAUUUGACGAACUGCAUGGCCGACCUGACUUGCCAGGGAUUCUGAAAGAGCUGGCAAGCCGUAUGACAUCUGCUGACUCUCUUGGUGUAUAUGUCUGUGGUCCGGAUACUAUGCAGAAUGACGUUCGAAAUGCUGUGGCGUCUCUCAAUUUGGAUAUUCUUGGGAGUGCAGAUUCUGGGGGAGUCUUAACGGGCCCCAUUGAAUCUGCGGCAUUUCCCCGUAUCCCUCAAGAAAUCAUCGUCGCGAUUGUCUCAGAGGUAUUACUCCUCUGCGGCAAUCCUAAAGACCUGCGCUUCAGCGAAACCUCUGACCAACUAAAAGCCUUGGGAUUGACGCACCGAAAGUUUGCCGAUUGUAGUUAUGUGAACAAGUUGCUGUUCGCCAACAUACAGCUCAAGCCAACACGCGAGCGUCUGCGAAACAUUCAACGUGGCGACUUUUCACGGGUGGCCGGCUAUACACAAUCCAUCACUUUUAUCGCAUAUGCAAGCUGGAAGCUAGUGUCCGAAACAUGGGAGCGGUUAAUCCUUUUCAACACGCCGGACCACAACCCAGAUAGUACUGUAUCCCUGGCUCAUGGAACGUACAUAAACGACGCGAAAGAAGCACAGAGAUUGCUUGAGGACCCAGAUGGUGAGCUGAUAGAGACGUGGACCAACGCCCUCCAGAUGGUCGGGAGUCGUCUUGAAAAGGUCAGGUUGGCCCACAAUAUAGAUUACAAGGGCCUCUACUUGCAAGAUUCCGAUGGGCCGAUGGAUUGGAAGAACCUUCGUUUGCAUGUUCCCAAUACAAGGAUCGAGACGCAUAAGGACUUGACGCCGAGAUUCCUCCGCAAUGAAGACGGCGUUGACAAUGCCACUUAUGCCCGAGACUAUGCCUGUGCUAUAGUAGCCGAGAGGCUCUUCAACACGGCCAUAACAUGUCUAUCGGCUUCAGGCAUCGCGAUUUCAAGCCUCUCGAUCGAGGUAGACAUGCUGGGAAACGUGGAAUGUAAAGAGAUCCCAGGAUGGCAACAACUCGAUUUGAGCAACUUGAAGGAACUGAAUCUUAGUACUCUAUAUCCACACAUGCCGUGUGACUUAUUCACAGAAACGGCCAUGACUAGUUUUCUGUACAAACGAACGCAACAUGUCCAGCGGAAGAUUGGAGAUUUAGCUCACGACCUGAUCGACAAGUGUCAUUCUACGCUAGAAACCUUUGGAUUCUCUCGCGACAGUAUGCCUGGUUAUCGAGCGGUUUGGCCAACACGCGCUGCAACAUACGACUUGCCAGGGCUCCAAGACCUGGAACUGGGGACACUGAUUGACCCCCGACUUCUCCACGACUGGCUCCUUAGAAUGAAGGAUCUGCGCUCGUUGUGGGUAUAUAACGACCUUGCUCACCAACCCCUGGUGAAUUGGCGGUAUAUGCUUGAUGCGAUUCGCGACCAUCCGAACGUAUCAGGUCCAGAUCCAAAGGGCAUCCAGUUUGAUUUUCCCUUCGAAAUCUAUUACGAGGGGGUAAUUUGUAAAGAUAGCAGUAUUGCAACGCCGAGGAAGAGGCCUGGAUCUAGAUAUCAUGCACUGGAAGCCCAUUUGUAUGGCAAGAUAGAAUUUAGUGACAAUCAGGCCUUGAUUGACAGGUUAGAGGGCAAUCACUCUGAAAUGGAGUGGGAAAGUGAGUGA
Fusarium subglutinans is the source of this 2619-nucleotide messenger RNA. RefSeq names its product ferric cupric reductase transmembrane component 7. The record is from RefSeq and is a predicted model, not a curated record. Lineage: Eukaryota; Fungi; Ascomycota; Sordariomycetes; Hypocreales; Nectriaceae. Gene Ontology annotation, biological process: iron ion transport; copper ion import; intracellular iron ion homeostasis. Gene Ontology annotation, cellular component: plasma membrane. Gene Ontology annotation, molecular function: ferric-chelate reductase activity. The coding region runs from base 1 to 2619 and encodes 872 amino acids. The transcript has 5 exons.